This is a messenger RNA of Cadophora gregata, 324 nucleotides long. RefSeq lists its product as uncharacterized. The record is from RefSeq and is a predicted model, not a curated record. Bases 1 to 324 code for a protein of 107 amino acids. Lineage: Eukaryota; Fungi; Ascomycota; Leotiomycetes; Helotiales; Ploettnerulaceae. The transcript has a single exon.
AUGGCGAACUUCACCUCCAAAGUCGAGAAACACGUCGACGACAUAAUCGCCAAACACGAAAAGACCCAAAAAUCUCGAGAACGGUAUACCAAGACAGCUCGAGAUGCCAAACGCAAAAUCGCGGCCUCGAAAAGCAUGAGCAUUCCAAAGUGGGAGGCGUAUUGGGAACUACUCGAUAAGUGGAAGAAGCUUGCGACUGAUAGGGAUAUUGAGCAGGAGCUGCAUCCUCUUGGAUUUGCGCCGCCUCCAUUGGAUCUACCUCCCAGACCAGUCCGGCCGGAUGACUUGGAGGAUGUGUAUGCCACACCUUCUGGUAGACCUUAG